This is a messenger RNA of Bombus pyrosoma, 2227 nucleotides long. Its product is annotated as UPF0687 protein C20orf27 homolog. The coding region runs from base 919 to 1431 and encodes 170 amino acids. NCBI's taxonomy places the organism in Eukaryota, Metazoa, Arthropoda, Insecta, Hymenoptera, Apidae. The transcript is spliced from 6 exons. The record is from RefSeq and is a predicted model, not a curated record.
UAUAUUAUUUUUAUGCGAGUGGAUUCAUGGAAAAGACCGAUAAGGAGAGUUUGAGGUAAUUUUUCGAGAUUCAGCCAUUGCACAGGAGAAAUGACAAAUGUAAUUGUACAAUACAAACGAUUUCAUCUUGUGGAAUUGGAAAGGGCAGAAAUUACAUUUACCAUCCUUGUCAAGAUACUGAGACGAAUUAUAAACUUACAAUUACGUAUGAUAACAGUGGCAUAAAUGUAUCAUAAUGGUGCAUGGUUUACACCAAGCUAAUGCUCGUUAACGAACCCUCGUUGUUUUCCCCACUUUAAUAAAAUAUAAAAUAAAAACCAUUCGGUUAUGCCUUCAUGACGAAAGAAACUGUCAUUUAAAGUAAACAGAACGGAAAGUGAAGCUGUCGUUUGAACUUAACCAAACAUGUGCAAGAAUGCGCCAUGAAAUCAUACGCUUAUUCAUUCGGCGAACACAUGUUCGCUUACGCUUUUAUUCUUUAAUUUUAGUAGAGUGGGGAGAGAACAAGCAUUCGUUCGUUUAGUGAGGCUUGAUCUAAACUGUGACACGAUCGUGGUUUAAAGUAGUCUAAACCACCUAAACCACAGUCUAAAUGUAUCAUAACUCUUUGUGGCUGAAUAAGCACUAGGAAAACAGUGACAUGAACGUACAUAAAAUAUUCAUUUUAAACAGUUCCUUGAAUCAAUUGAAGUGAACUACAAGCAACAAAAGUUUAAAUAGAAAUACAUUUAUCUUUAAUAAUACGUUAUCAAAACAGUGCUGCCAUCAGUAUCGAGGCUUCCAACUAUUUGAUGCGUUAAGACGUCUAAGCUCAUACAUGCACCAACACAUUAAAGAAUAGCUUAGUCGUUGCAUUACAGAAUAUUAAAUUAGUUGUGUGUAGUAUGAAAGUACAACUGCCACAUUGCCUUAUAAAACAUGGGAGAUAAAGAGCAUCAUGUGCACUUCAGUGGAGGAAGUAGCCUCGGGAAAGAUAACAAUAUUAUGGUACAACCACAACGACAUGGACAGAUAGAUGCUCAUCUCGGAUUUCUACAACUUUAUCACAGAUAUCACGUAGAAUUCUUGAUACCUUGGAACUUGUGUACACAUAAGGAACGGAAGAGUUCCGUACCGGCAAUAGUUACCGGAACUCACAAUCCUAAUUGCCAUAUUGUAGACUUGAUAAGUGAAAAGGAAAGCCUAAAAUUAAAAAUAGAAUUACUAGCAUAUAAAGAAAAGAUCUUAAAGGAAGAGGUGCAAAUAUUGUGCUGUAAGAGUGGAAGUCCACUGAAGAUUCAACUAAACAGUCGUGUAUUGGGACAAGACAAGGGCAGACCAUUGUUAAGGAACGGGAUACGCAGUAUCGGCGUGGAGCAAUCGAACGAAGAUGAGGUGCUGGGUACGAAAUUGAGGGCAUCUUUAAGCAUGCAAAGCAAACAGAGCCUCUGAAGAAAUUCCGAGAUCGAUGCAUACCAAGAAGCGCACGUAUCCAGUCGAGGAUGUAUAAUGUAACAGAGGAUAAAACUUGAUGCACGAGAACGUUCCUUAUUUCGAAAUUUAAUCAUGCAAAACGCAGAAUUGCGUUACAGUGAAAUUCGUCGUUGCGGUCAAUUAUCAAUGAUCACUGUUUUAAUCGUAAAAGAAUCACAUGUGCACGUCACGUUCAAUCUCAAGCAUAGCGCAAGCAAUGUUUUAUCUAUCGUGAUUAAUUUAACUACACAGCCUGUUCUAAGCUGCACGAUAUAACUUUCGAAAUAUGCGAUGUUCAGUAAAAGAAGAAAGAGCUUUUCUUUGAAUUUAUUGCAACUGGUCUGAUUGUACAGGCCUAUAUCACAACCGCAAGAGUUCUUUCCUCUUCUGCAUCGAGCAUUAUUAUUGCAAUAAUCUCGAUGCAAGAAAUGAAGUGUUCCUUUAAUUGGCCUUUUUUUUGAGGAUCACAUCGAUAUAUAUGUAUGUGUAAUUACGAAUUACCGCUAAGUACCGCAUUUGCCUACUGUUCCUUCUUAAACGAAAACGUAUCACGCAAUGCCUAUAUAUAUAAAUCUAUUACAUCUUUUAAUAUCUAUCGUCGAUCUAUCCGCAAUAACAAAAUUGUAUUUUAUUAUCGUUUUACAUUGAGCGUAGAUUUUAAACGAUAAGGAUAUAUCACUAAUCAAAAGCAAGUUUCGCAAUGAAUGAUGAUGCUGUUUUCUAAUAUCUUGCUAAGCUGACACGAAUUAUUAAAAUGAACAAUUUCAACGAACAU